Molecule: messenger RNA, 3995 nt
Organism: Pseudopipra pipra
Lineage: Eukaryota; Metazoa; Chordata; Aves; Passeriformes; Pipridae
Product: myosin light chain kinase 3-like
Exons: 1
Coding region: 1415-1996 (193 amino acids)
Source: RefSeq, a predicted model, not a curated record
GAAUGACUAGGUUGGCUGUAAUUAUAUGAUGACCUUGGUAGAUGUAGCCAAAUAGGGUAUUUUUUUAUUGUAAAGGUAAAAAUUGUAAAGGAGUGGCAAGGACUCAACAUUGUCUUGAGUGGGUAAUUUUAAAGCUGCUAGUACUCUGUGUUAAGGAUUUUAAUGUCUAGAAUGUUCUAUCUUAUACAAGAAAUUCACUUUAAGAAUUGCAUUUUUCUUCCAUAUGUCCCAUCCAAACAAUGAGGAGGGGAUCAGAGAGGAAGGGAUGCUCAGUAUCCCAAAGCCCACGGCUUUGAUGUGGUUCCAUUGUCCUGUCUCACCAGGACUCCUACACCAUCAGAGUUUCUCCACUGGUUUCUCCUCCCUGUUCUACAGACACACAGCAGCAAAAAGGGACCCAGGAGAACUGGGCAGAGUCGUGUGACACAAUGUCACAUCUGGCAUGGGACAAACUGCUUGCUCUCUUGUUGCCACAGUUCAUCCUCUGUGGGAGAGAACUGACUCGCCUUCUGUGCUGUAUUGUAAGGAUACAUUCAUUAAAGUUUCUAAAGCAUUCAGAACUGUGGCAGUGGGGGCUGUGCAGUAUGAAGUGACUCUUUCUGUUCUCUAGAGACUGUAAUUGUUGUAGGAGAUAUGCUGUGAUUCAGAAGCGAAAAGCAAGGCAGCAACAAGUCCUUCAAGAUUUAUGGUUUAAUAGUUUUGUUGCUAAUAGUUGGACUAAUUCUGCUGUGCCUUCAUUCUGAUAUUUUUUUUUAACUUGGUUCAUUUUCAUAACCCAGGAGAAAGAUUUAAUUUUAGAAGUUUCAGUUGACAGAGACAUGCUGGUGCUAGAUACGUAUUUCAGAUCAUUGUCAUUGUGCUCUAUUUUUAAAUUCAAGUGCCAGCCAACCCAAAGAGCAUACCCUGUUCUAUGAUGGGUGCUCUGCAGCCAUGCUACAAAGCAGAAUUCUUCCAAGCUUUAGCACAGGGCCAGCAAAUUUACUUAUAUAGUUUUCCUGUUUAAUGAAGGGAAAUGUUCUAGCACCUUUUCAUUAUCACAGAACUAAAACUGGUCAUAAAAACAAUCCUCCUCCCCCGAAGGCCUGAGCAGGCAUUGGCAAUUGUUAAGAUGCUUGCCUAUCAACAGCCACUCGAGAAAGAAUUUUAAAUGGUUUUGUGACGUCAAGGAGGCCCAAGAAAACAUAGUCUGGUGCCAAAUUACUUCCAUCAUUGAAAGCCCACAGUAAGAAAUAGAUAACACAGAAAUAAAUCUUUUGUGCAGUAGCUGUCUCAUGAUAUGCUCUAGCGACUCCAGUAAGUGAGGUUGUCUGGUAUAGGAAUAGCUGAAGAAGAUGAACUUUCAGAGCCUCAUUUUCUAAUUUAUGAUUAAUGAAAAGGCAGCCUAAUCUGUCUGACAUCCUGCUGUCUGGACGCAAUGUCUGCGGGCAGCUUGGACCUCGCAGGGGGAAGUGCCCUGACAAAGUUACAGCCUGCAAAAGUGAUCAAUCUAAGCACGGUGGACAAAAAACUGUACCUCCUGAACGAAAAGAUGGACAGACUGUUGCACUUCCAAGAAGAUCUGACAGGCAAACUGCAGCAGGUUAACAGAGGCAUUGAUGAUGUAGAAAAAGGCAUUAACAAGCUGGCAGUAUCCCGAGCAGCUCCUGCUGACACAGAUGCAAUGCAGAAAGGCCUAAAGGUUUCGGACAGUGCUCACCAGGCUGACGUCCACAGCAUAUGCUCAGAAGUGUUGAAGCUGAUGAAAGCUGCCCAGCUAGAUGCCUCAAAGCAUAAGGAGAGGCUGGCAAAGAUAGAGAAAAGGGUUGAUACCCUGGAUAAAGUUAUUACAUUUGUGGGCGAAGUAUUAAAAAAUUCUAAAGUAGUGGAUUUUAUUCUCAAAGGCAUUGUGCCCUGGAAGAAGGGGAGUCUGCUGGAAAUUCCUGUUGAGGUUGGUUUAGUUUUACUAUUCUUCGUAUUUUACUUUAUGAUGUAUCAGGGCUUUAGGAUCUCCUGUUGAUUUCUUGCAUAAUGUAUAAUUCAGGUUUUCCUUUCAGUGUUGCUGUUACAGGUUUGUUGCUGUGACCUCUGAAUUACAAGGCUCUCAAGGUGGGGACCAAGCCCCAAACACACCUUGCAGUCCAAUGUUUGAGGUUCCUGAAGUGUGCCAGGCAGUCCUGUAACAAGUGUGAGAAGUAGAUUGCUACUCUAAAGGAAAACUCAGCUUCUACCAGUGCUCAGAGCUCAGCAAUGUCACUCAAAUUAGUGACUGAAUUGAGGCCCCAGUGGAAGUGAAGCAUUUUUUAUUGGAAGAGGCUUCUAUUUCCUUGUGCAUGAAUUCUGAACAAAGCACCAGUUACUAAAAGCUGUGCUGACUUAUGGUUGUGUUUCUGAGCAGGUUUAUAUGUCCUUAGACAUCUAAAUUGUCUUUAGCUGCAUCUUUACAAUGCAGCUAUGACUUCAUCAACUCCAUCAACAUUGUUCACUCCUGAAAUCAAGUAGUUCUUGUGCAUGCAAGUCCUAGAUAUCAGUUCCUAAGGAUUUCUUAAUAAUUGAGAACAGUGAGGGAGGAACAAGCAAGACCAGUACACAGUCAAUAUGGUGUUUUGAAAUAGAUUAACCUUGUUUUUUAAAAGUUACAGGUGUCUGAAAUUAGUUUUAGCUCAUGGGAGUUUCCAUUUUUCACAGUAGCUUGUAUCCCAACAUGGGGAUGAGAGAGAGGAAAACUGCAAGAGCUGUUUUCAUUGUUUAUUCAUUCCAAGAAUUUCUUUGUAUGUAGGGGUAUGAUUACAGUAAGGAGAAUUUAGCUCAAAUGAAAAUGUCCAUUUGUAUCUUAAUCAAAAUAUUUUUCACCAAAGCUGUAAAAUGUUUUGAUGGGAAGGUACAUCUAAACUUUUAGAAAAACAGGGCAGUGCUCGAUGCCAGAGUACCUUUUCAGUCUUUCUGAGUGGUCUCCUGGACUCCUUUUUUUAUGUGCCAGCGUCUGACAAGUGAACUGGACUGUUAGGAGACAGAGGAAUUUAUAAAGUAUUUCCAUUAGUAUUAAGGACAAUAAAUUAUGCAUUAGUUAUCAACCUUAAAUCUGGAUAAAGCUUGUACUUGGAGUUCCAGUUUCAGUUCUACAGGUUUUUUGAGAAAUGGGAAAGUUUGAUAUUUUUGGUUAAAGCUGCAUUGUUCCAAGUCACUGCCUGCAGUCACUGCAGAAUGCCUGGAGACAGGCACUGUCCUUUGCUUGAUUUACACCUUGGACUGAACUGGCACACGGUGUGUCAAUGGCCAGGGGAAGAGGAGCAGAAAGAAGAUAAACUAAUUCUGUUUCCAGAUUGUCCAUUUCCAAGUGAAAAGAGCAGUAAGGAGGGAUGUAAAUAACAGGAGGUCAUGUGAGGAAGGAUUCACAAGGACUCCUGGCAUACUGGUGGGACUGGUUGUGGAGUAGCCACCGUGCACACACAUCCAUGUUUACAAAAGGAGAUGGAAGGAGCUCAGAGCUCCAUUCAAGUUUUGUGGACAGGCAGAUAGAGACUGAGAGGGGAAAUGGCCUGCUGGUGGUGACCUGAUGGACUGGGAUGGGCUGGGGGUCAGUGUCCCAGGCUCUCUCCUCGGCUGGAGAACAGACAGGGUUUGCUGGGCAAGCAGUUUUAUGGCAAACUCCAGUUUUGCAAUAUGCCCAUCAUCGUUCUUUUUUUUUUCUGUUCAUGAACACUUUUUGAAAUUGGAGCAAAAGGUCAGUUAUAAGACCUUGAGAUACGUCUGUGCUUUGAUCCCAGGCUGAACUAGGCUUGAAUUAGUGAGGUCUCUUGUGUACGUGACCCAGCUGGGUAACGUGGAGCAAAGCACAGGUGAUCUUGGAAACAAAUCCUGCUGAGCCAUGUGCCAGCUUUGGUCUGGUUUGUGCAGCCUGUUGAGUGAUGGCAGCACAGACAGGUCCAAAGAGCUCCACAGUUGCCUGGGGGUUGCACAGAAGAGAACUUGCUGCUUGCUUGUUUCUGUUUUCCAGCCUUUGCUGUUCGUGGCAGUGU